AUGAAUACCAGUGGUGCAGAGAAUCUGCAUACGAACAAUGGUGAGGGGGAGAGGCCAUCGCGCAGCGGCCAUCGCGGUGACACGGGAAGCGUCGAUCCAACGGAAUCUGGCCCCGGCUGGAUUCACGAGCUGUUUCGCCAACAGCACAAGAUGAUGCUGGAGCAGCAACAAGCAUUUAUGAAGCAGCAGGAAAAGCUGAUAGGCGAGAUUUGGCAGACAGCGCAGCUUAAGCAGACCGUGAAUGGGUCAGAGCAGCUUAGCGAUGUGCUGGCGGGCCAGGUGAAAGAUUUUCACUUCGAUCCGGAGAGCACGACGUUCGCCGGAUGGUUCUCGCGUUAUGAAGAUCUGUUCGAGAGGGACGCCAGUAAGCUGGAGGAUGACGCGAAGGUGCGGCUGCUGCUGAGGAAGCUGGGGCAAUCAGAGCAUGAGCGGUACACGAGCUACGUACUGCCACGUAAGCCGAAAGACUUCAAAUUCGCGGAAACUGUAAGUACGCUGAAAUCGCUGUUUGGUUCUCGUGAGUCAGAGGUCAGCAAGCGGUUUAAGUGCUUGCAGUUGCAGAAAAGUGGCUUGGAAGAUUACGUGACGUUCGGUUGCCGCGUAAAUAAGAGUGUCGUUGAAGCAGAGCUUGCGGGGCUGACAGAGGAGCAGUUUAAAUGUUUUUUGUUUGUGUGCGGGCUGAAGGAUGACAGAGAUGCCGAUGUAAGGUUGCGGUUGCUCAGCAGAAUAGAGGACAACGAAGUUACCACACUAACGCAGUUAGUCGAAUUGUGCCAAAAGAUGGUGACAUUGAAAAAGGACACCGUGAUGAUAGAGAGCGAGAAACAAAUAAACGUCGUGACUGACGGGAAGUAUAAUCGCAACGGUCCAAAGUGGCAAAUGAACCGCGGUAACGGAGGACGUGAUAUGCAACCGGCUAAGUCCACUACAAAAUGUUGGCUUUGUGGUGUGGGCACUAUGCUCAAAAGUGCACGUAUAGAAAUUACAAGUGCAGGCAGUGUCAAAAAUAUGGUCAUAAGGAAGGGCACUGUGGGGCAGCGGCACGUUUUAUCGCAUCGAAAACCCACAGCAAAGUGA
Anopheles arabiensis is the source of this 1077-nucleotide messenger RNA. RefSeq lists its product as uncharacterized. The record is from RefSeq and is a predicted model, not a curated record. The transcript has a single exon. Lineage: Eukaryota; Metazoa; Arthropoda; Insecta; Diptera; Culicidae. The coding region runs from base 1 to 1077 and encodes 358 amino acids.